Molecule: messenger RNA, 1554 nt
Organism: Adineta steineri
Lineage: Eukaryota; Metazoa; Rotifera; Eurotatoria; Adinetida; Adinetidae
Source: the annotation of a GenBank genome assembly
AUGCCCCAAAUGGAUCCAUUAUUUAUGGCGAUGAGUUGUUAUCGUCGUCGAAAAUUUGAACAAUGUGUUGAUAUAACAACAAAUUUAUUAGACAAAAAUCCAAAUGAUCAGGUAGCGUGGUUAUUAAAAAUGCGUGCUUUAACAGAACAACUUUAUGUUGAUGAAACUGAAGUAGCUGAUAUUGGUCUUGUUGAUAUAUUAGAUGAUAAUGCUUUUCAUCAAGCACCCAUGCCUGGAACAUCAAUGCGACAACCAACAGCUGAUGCAAAUAGUGGAAUGAAUGGACCAAGUCCAGCAAUGAGACCUACGACUAUGUCAGGUCGACCUAUAACUGGUAUGUUACGAUUAGGUACUCAAUCAACACAGGGUGGGAAAAGUAUGGAAAAUGCAUUAAAAACUGCUCGUACAGCAGCAACAGCAAGACCAAUAACAGGAGCUACAGGUCGUUUUGUACGACUUGGAACAGCUUCAAUGUUAAGUACUCCAGAUGGUCCAUUUCUUCAAGUAGGUCGAUUAAAUCUACCUAAAUAUGCUCAAAAAGAAGCAAUAGCUCGAUCUCUUUUUGAACAUUUAUUUCAUCAUGCAAAUGAUAUUCGAACAGCUCUUCAAUUAGCUAUUCUUGCUAAUGAAACAUUUCAAAAUAAAGAUUGGUGGUGGUUAGUACAAAUUGGUAAAUCUUAUCAUCGUUUAGAUAUGUUUCGUGAUAGUGAAAAAUAUUACCUUCUAUCAUUAGAAAUUCAACCUAUGGUUGAUACAUAUUUAUAUUUAGCUAAAGUAUAUCUUCGUCUUGAUCAACCAUUAUUAUCAAUAAAAAAAUUACAAGAAGGUUUAGAAAAAUUUCCAUUAGAAUUAUGCUUAGUUCAAGCUAUUGCUCGUGUUUAUGAAGGUCUUAAUAAUAUACCACAAAGUAUUGAACAUUAUCGACAAGUACUAAAAUUAGAUAAUACAAAUAUUGAAGCAAUUGCUUGUAUAGCUGCAAAUCAUUUUUAUAAUGAUCAACCUGAAAUAUCAUUAAAAUUCUAUCGUCGUCUUUUACAAAUGGGUAUAUCAUCAUCAGCAAUAUUUACAAAUAUUGGAUUAUGUUGCUUUCAUGCUCAACAAUAUGAUAUGAUUGUCGCUUGUUUUUUAAAAGCAUUAGCAAGUGCAACAACGGAUGAAGAACGUGCAGAAAUUUGGUAUAAUAUUGGUGAAAUGGCAUUAUAUACAACUGAUAUUAAUCUUGCGAUACAAUGUUUUCGUCUAGCACUUGUACAUAAUAAUGAUCAUGCCGAAGCUUAUAAUAAUUUAGGUUUAGUUGAAUUACAACGAGAAAAUAAUGAAAUAGGUCAAGCUUAUUUACAAACAGCUCAAAGUCUUGCACCGCAUAUGUUUGAACCCUAUUUUAAUUAUGGUAAAUCGAUGUAUCAGCAAGGUGAUUUACAAAAUAGUUUUCGUGCGAUCAAAAGUUCACUUGAUAUUUAUAAAAAUCAUUCCGAUUCAAAACAAAUUUAUGAUGAAUUAAAAAAAAAUGUUUUCCGAACUUUAAUGUCUUCCUUCAUUUUUUUUGUGCUAUAA